This is a messenger RNA of Pyrus x bretschneideri (Chinese white pear), 1177 nucleotides long. Its product is annotated as small nuclear ribonucleoprotein-associated protein B'. Gene Ontology annotation, biological process: mRNA splicing, via spliceosome. Lineage: Eukaryota; Viridiplantae; Streptophyta; Magnoliopsida; Rosales; Rosaceae. The record is from RefSeq and is a predicted model, not a curated record. Gene Ontology annotation, cellular component: U2-type prespliceosome; U4 snRNP; U5 snRNP. Gene Ontology annotation, molecular function: RNA binding. Bases 129 to 983 code for a protein of 284 amino acids. The transcript is spliced from 2 exons.
CAAUUUAAAAAAAAAAACACAAAUCCAAAACCCUAGGGUUUUCAAAUCCUCUUUUCUUCCUCUCCGUCUCCAAAACCCCGAGAAGCCCUGAGCGCGGAGGACGGCAGAGGCCACCACCCGCCGCCACAAUGUCGAUGUCAAAGAGCUCCAAGAUGCUGCAAUUCAUAAACUAUCGGAUGCGAGUGACGAUCCAAGACGGCAGGCAGCUCGUCGGCAAGUUCAUGGCCUUCGAUCGCCACAUGAACCUCGUCCUCGGCGACUGCGAGGAGUUCCGGAAGUUGCCACCACUGAAAGGCAAGAAGACCAACGAGGAGCGCGACGACCGCCGGACACUAGGCCUCGUCCUCCUCCGGGGCGAAGAGGUCGUGUCAAUGACCGUCGAGGGCCCGCCUCCUCAGGAAGAGUCUCGAGCUAAGGCAGCCAGUGCCGCCGCUUUGGCUGGUCCAGGAUUGGGCCGCGCCGCUGGACGAGGUAUCCCCACUGCUCCUCUCGCCCAGGCCCAGCCCGGUCUCUCUGGCCCGGUUCGCGGCGUCGGUGGACCAGCCCCAGGUAUGAUGCAGCCCCAGAUCUCGCGUCCGCCAGUUCCGAACCUCUCCGCGCCGCCUAUGUCGUACCCGGCCGCUCCAGUGAUUCGUCCACCCGGGCAGAUGCCUGGAUAUCCCGGGCAACCUCCGAUGGGUCGUGGUCCACCUCCUGGUGUUCCGCCCCCUCAGUUUGCUAGGCCUCCUGGUGGGGGUCCACCUCAGCAAUUCCCUGGCCCGCCACAGAUGCAGUUUGGGCAGAGGCCUAUGGGACCUCCGCCGCCUGGGCAGAUGAUGAGGGGUCCACCGCCUCCACCUCGCCCGGGAAUGCAAGCUCCCCCACCCCGUCCCGGAAUGCCUCCUCCACCUGGCGGUGGAAUGCAUAUGUUUGGACCGCCUCGUCCUGGAAUGCCACCUCCACCCAACCCUCAGAACCAGCAGCAAAAUCAGCAGCAACAGUGAUUGGUUUAUUAGAUGUGACUUUGAGGAAUGCUGCUGGCUUGCAUAUUGUUUCAGUUUUUGUAAUGGGUUUGAGCCUGUGCGGACCUUCCUCAUCCUGUAGCUUUGGAGUGCUAUGAUAAGUAGCUAAACUACUGACCCUAAAUGAUAUUUGUAGGUUUGCCAAUUAAUAUUGAAAUGCCUCUCUUUUUCCUCUC